AUGGUAGCGGAGCCUGCGGGCUCAGUGAUGUACUCGAGUGGACGGGUAGCAAUGGGACGAUUCAGAGGAAUCGUGAUGGGGAUCGCCAGUGAGCUGAGUUGCCCAGCAAAGAGAGUUUUGUUGGGACGUCCAGCUGAUUGGCUAUCCUUUGAUGGGGGGGUGCGGCGUCUGUUAGAGGAGCUGAGGGUCGGCAGAGGUCAGCCAAAGGUUCCAGAGAUGUCUGAACUGUUGAUGAAGUACUUCAAAGGUACAAAGAGGACCAAAGGUGAAGGUAUGAGCGACUAUGUGACGAGGAAGGCUGAGGCAUACACCAGGGCUCAACAUUCAAUGGCCAGGUAUCUCCAAGAGCAAAAGUCCGGAGCUUCUUGGAGUAACAGGCCACAGUCGUCGUGGAAUACAGGGCACAGUCAGAACAUGGGAAGCUCAGUGACGGCAGAUCUACAAGACACAGCCGGCGAUGAUGAAGAUCGCUGGGAGGCUUAUAGCCAAGUUAGCUCAGCCGCGGCUCGGGUUGAAGAAGCACCGAGCCAAGAACAAAGAAGUUCCCGUGGGAAUCAGGAGCUUGAACUGUCCUGGUGGCGUCAGCAGGGAUGGGAUGAUUACUCUCACCGUCGUCCUUGGGGAAACUAUGGUGGCUGGCAUAGCGAAGUUACCUACGACACAACCGAGUGGGGACGGGGUCAGCUGCCAGAGAUUGUCCCAGCCUUCGUGCAAGGAUGGUAUCUCUUCAUAGACUCAGGGCUGGAUGUGAUGGAGCGAAACGUCCUACAGGCUGAACUCAGAGGAUGUUCUCCGAAGAAGAGAGAUGCAGAGAAGGGUAGAUUCCUGGCUAACCUAGCUGAUGCUGAAGAGUCCUACGAUGAGUGGUCCUGGCUUGGGGAGUGUGAUCCAGAGCAGCUGGAAGCUGAAGGUUUUUCAGCUGAUGAGAUCACUUGCAUGAUGACGGAGCAGGGCAACCAGAAGGAGGCACUGGCCGUGAUCCAAGAGGCACGUCGGACUCUGAGGGAUGCCAGAGCACGCCAACAUGCAGUUCGCACAUCCCGGCAGUUUUACCCAGUGAAAGGAGGAGGACCCUUGGGUGCUGCACGACCCGGAACCAGUGGUGGCAAAGGGGGUCCCAUGAAAUGUUUCAGAUGCGGUGGACCACACAAGAUCGCUCAAUGCACCGAACGUCCUCGUGACAGUGCCAAUGUCACCAUUUCCACUGAUCAGGAUGAGCAAGCUACGUUCAUCUUUCUCACCGAGCACGUCGUGGAUGAGCAGGAGGCCUGGGUCUGUGUGGGGCCGGAUGAUGAAAAUCGUCUCACGACCUCACAGAUCGUUGAGGCCGGCAACGCAGUGAUCGAUGGGGGAGCCACGAGGUCAAUUGGUUCCACGUAUGCCCUCUCCAAGGUUCUUGAGCCCAAUGAGGCAAAACAUGGCCGCGAUGGAAUGAGGGAUCUGGACCUUACUGACAGGCCGUCGUUCGGAUUUGGAAACUCCAGCCGUGACCAAUGUGUCUCCACGGUGAGUCUUGAUGUACCGUGGAAUCAAGGUGCUGGAGUUCUCAAAGUUCAUGCACUGGACAAAGGAACGUCUCCCAUUUUGCUGUCCAUAGACUCUUUGAGAAAGCUGGGUGCAGUGAUGGACUAUUCCUCCAGCUGCGCAGUUUUCCGUAGCGUAGAUCCGAAGAAGCUGAUCCAUUUGGAACAGUCAGCGGCAGGGCAUCAAGUGCUUCCUCUGACGGAUGAUGCGUUUGUGCCAUCUUUUUUAGAUUUGUGCUAG
Messenger RNA from Cladocopium goreaui, 1764 nucleotides. NCBI's taxonomy places the organism in Eukaryota, Dinophyceae, Suessiales, Symbiodiniaceae. The record is from the annotation of a GenBank genome assembly.